AAACGAAACCAGUUUGCUAUUCGAUACGAUCGAGGCAACAGCAGCCCCGCGAUAUCUUAAAAAACAGAGAAGAAACCGUGUGGCUUUGUAUCACCGGUUUUUCACCGACCCCCUCCCCAUUCCCCUCCCCCACUUUAGAGGUGAAUUACUCCCGAUGAUAGUGAACACUAUCAAUGUUCACUUUUAUUUCUUCAGUUAAUACGCUGCUCCGUUGAUAUGUCUUCCAAAUAAGCUUCGAAUAAUCUUCAAUAAUCUUCAAUCUUCAAUAAUCUUCAAUCUUCGAAUAAUCUUCGUUCUCCAAAUGAGUAGUUUCGAAAGUUUAAAUGAUGUAAUCUGACCUAGCCUAGUGAAGGACUGCAGUGACAAUUGCCGAUUUUUAAGUGCUUUGUGUUCAAGUGAUCAGUGUUUCUCUUUCUUCACUGCGAAUUUGGGAACUGUAGCUAAAGUGAUCAGUGUUGCUCUUUCUUCACUACGAGUUUGGAAACUGUAGCUAAGUGAUGAGUGAAAAUGAAAAUGACCUGGAUAACAGUAUUGGAUUUUAAUUUCCAGCCAAUUGUGUUAUUGUAGAGGCAAUGACAUGAAAAGCACAAGAAGCAAAUUCAAAAAGUCUGGCUUCUUGAGAAGCGGGAUGAGUUGAAUUUAGAACGGAGAGUUCGAUGCCUUGAAUAUAAGUGUAUGGGACUGAAUAAUUGAAUGAUUCAGGAAGAGAGUUAAAGUGCUGAGAAAAUCGAACGAUAUUAUUCAAAGAGAAAAACCGAUGUCAGCCGUGGCACCAGCUGGUCCCGGCGCUACGGGGCCGAGUUCGAACGGUCCGAUAGUGCCAUCGCCGGUCUUCGCUCUACCCACUCUGUCUUUCACCGUGGGUCAAGUGGCUUCAGUUUGUGAGACCCUGGAGGAAAGUGGUGAUAUCGAGAGAUUAGCGAGAUUCCUCUGGAGCCUUCCGGUGGCACAUCCCAACAUCCAGGAACUCAACGAGAGUGAAGCGGUAUUGAGAGCAAGAGCCAUAGUGGCGUUUCACGCUGGACACUAUAGAGAACUUUACGCAAUUCUAGAGAGGCAUAAAUUCACCAAAGAUUCACACGGGAAAUUGCAAGCGAUGUGGCUCGAGGCACAUUAUCAGGAGGCUGAGAAGUUGAGAGGUCGACCACUUGGUCCCGUGGACAAGUACAGGGUGCGAAAGAAAUUCCCAUUACCGAGAACCAUUUGGGACGGGGAACAAAAGACUCACUGUUUUAAGGAGCGAACGAGGUCACUUUUAAGAGAGUGGUACCUUCAAGAUCCUUAUCCGAACCCGGGGAAGAAAAGGGAGUUAGCUUCUGCCACGGGGUUAACGCCUACGCAGGUUGGUAACUGGUUCAAAAAUAGGAGACAAAGGGAUAGAGCUGCAGCUGCGAAAAAUAGUGAAAAUACUGGAUCCGAUACACCAGAAAGAAUGCAACAACAAUCCGGCCCAGGAAAUGGAAAUUCACGUAGACCUUUAAGUCCAGGUGGAGGAUCGGAUACAGAGGAUUCGGAUAUUUCACUGGGAGGAACGUCACCGCCAUCACCGAGUUCCUCUCCACAAAUUAACCAUCAGACCUCGCCAGUGCAUCAAAUGAGUCACAUAGGUCCAAUUCCACAACCAACGCUAAGUUUUCGCUUUGAUCCAACAACAUCUUUCCGGUUGGGACACGCGACGGCUUUUAAGUUUCCACCGUCUGGUUUCCGAUAUGGACCGCACAGUCCGCAACACAAUCACCCGAGCAUUGCUGGUGGCGGAAUCUUCAGGCUAACUGAAACUAGUCCCUUCCAAGCUGUUGGCCCCAGAGGAGACCUUGGAUCCAGAUUACCAGAUACCCUCGGUCUACCUCCACCGAGAUUACACCAUCACGACACUUUGCUUCAUCAUCCCCACCAUCAACUACCAGAAAGUGUAUCGAGGUUAUCGGAAACUUCACGUUUAUCGGACGGUGGAAUUUCGCGGCUAUCUGAUAGUUUGUCGGAAGCACACAGUCCUCCUCUAGUAGCAACGAAUUUAUCGGUAACGGGACCGCUAAAGGUUGCAGUUCCAAGUCCUCAUACACCGUCCUCGCGUGGUAGUCCACCUUCGAAUCAGCACACGCCCAAGGGUCAGGGACUGAUCAGGGUUGCGACUCCACCGAUCAAUCCGAAACCUCCUCAAAUUCACAGGCCGUUCUCGCCAGCGUGAUACGAAAGAUCCAACCAGAUCGCUGACGCGAGAAGUGAGAUUGACUCUGUUGAGGACGAAGGUUUCAAUUUCAAGAAAUGCUUCGAAGUGCUGUGAACUUGCAAUAUUGGGGACUGUGCGGCUGUACAUAGUGAACAAAAUAAAUCGCAUUACCCAAGAUAGCAUAAUAUUUAAAGCGGCGUUGUUUGUCUUGUUUUCGCGGUUCAAACAGAGCAUUAAACCCCGUUAACUUGGACAUUAAUGUCGCGUUAUGUACAUAGAAUAAAUAGAGAACUUAGAGAGGAUGUAAAUCGUCAAUCGAUCAUGUUGAUAUCAACGUGUCAAAGGAAUUAUUUCUUUUAGGAAAUAAUGUUACGUUUUUUGAUAAAUUGUAAUACAUGACAAACGUAAUCUUUAAAAAUAUGACUGAUGACUAAUGCCGAAGUUUGAUUUUAUUUUUGUCAUUUUUGUGAAUCUUUUGCGAAUAAUUAGUCCUUAGAGUCUUAGACUAAUACUGCGGAAAUAUCUUGAAAUCUUUUAAAAAGGUUAUACUUAAAAAUUUAACGGAAAUUUUUUUCUAAUCUCUAAAUUGAACGAUUGUUAAAGACGAGUGUAUUAAAUACAAAUGUUAAAAAUCUAUUUUCUUUUAGAGUUUCUUUUUGUUUUAUUUAAUAUCUCAAUGUUCUUCAUAUUAAGCACGAAAAUUGCAUAAGGCUAAAAUGUUAUGCUAUCCAGUAGGUUAUUACCUAGAUUAGCAUAACAUUUUCAGAAAGUUUGAAAAAAGGUAUAAAUCAAAAGAAAUACAUAACAAAGUUUAAAAAUUGAUAUUCUAUAUUAGGCAAUUUUUAAUAAACAUCCUACAGAGGAUAAAUGCAAUACAACGGACAUUUGAGAAAUAAAUUGAUUCGAACUUUCCGAAAAGUGUGGACAUUGAAGAAGACGGAAAAUUUUGAUACAAAAAUUAUUAGAAUAUACAGACUUCACACUCAUCUACUAAAACAUACUAUUUACUACUUUUUUACAUUAUGUUACUAUUUGGAUACUUUUUUUUAGAUUUCAGCCACCAAA
Messenger RNA from Leptopilina heterotoma, 3235 nucleotides. It is a transcript of the gene Optix, whose product is annotated as homeobox protein SIX6-like. Gene Ontology annotation, molecular function: RNA polymerase II cis-regulatory region sequence-specific DNA binding; DNA-binding transcription factor activity, RNA polymerase II-specific. Lineage: Eukaryota; Metazoa; Arthropoda; Insecta; Hymenoptera; Figitidae. The record is from RefSeq and is a predicted model, not a curated record. The transcript has 4 exons. Gene Ontology annotation, cellular component: transcription regulator complex; nucleus. Gene Ontology annotation, biological process: regulation of transcription by RNA polymerase II. The coding region runs from base 758 to 2188 and encodes 476 amino acids.